Messenger RNA from Aphidius gifuensis, 549 nucleotides. Its product is annotated as mothers against decapentaplegic homolog 5-like. The transcript has 4 exons. Gene Ontology annotation, biological process: SMAD protein signal transduction; regulation of transcription by RNA polymerase II; BMP signaling pathway. Gene Ontology annotation, molecular function: RNA polymerase II cis-regulatory region sequence-specific DNA binding; I-SMAD binding; DNA-binding transcription factor activity, RNA polymerase II-specific. Lineage: Eukaryota; Metazoa; Arthropoda; Insecta; Hymenoptera; Braconidae. The record is from RefSeq and is a predicted model, not a curated record. The coding region runs from base 1 to 549 and encodes 182 amino acids. Gene Ontology annotation, cellular component: heteromeric SMAD protein complex.
AUGUCGUGGUCAAUAAAAAAAUGUUAUCAAAAAAUAUCACCAGUUGUUUAUGAGGAACUUGAUAAUUGGGCUGAUAUUGCAUAUUAUGAAUAUAAUACAAGAGUUGGUGAUGUACAUCAUAGUCAUUCACAGUGUAUUAUUAUUGAUGGUUUUUCAAAUCCAAUGGAUAAUACAUCAAGAUUUUCAAUUGGUAAAUUAAUUAAUCCAAGUCGUCAUCCAUUAUCUGAAUCAAUUAGAAAACAUAUUGGUAAAGGUUUACAUUUACAUUAUAUGGGUGGACAAGCUGUUAUGAUAUUUAAUUUUGAAGAAUUUUCAACAUUAAUAUCACAACGUGUUAAUCGUGGCUAUGAAGCUGUUCAUGAAUUAACUAAAAUGUGUGUUAUGAGGGCAUCAUUUGUCAAAGGAUUUGGACCAGAGUAUCCAAAAAGAUAUGAUAUAACAUUGGCACCAUGUUGGGUUGAAAUACGAUUGAUCAGUGCAUUCAAAUGGUUGGAUAAAGUUAUGACAACAAUGGAUUCACCAGCUAGUCGUGCAACUUCUUAUUCAUAA